AUGUCAACAGACUCCGAGCUUGGUCCGAUCACAUCCAAAAUUCGGGUGGACGACAUGGGUCUCCACUCGAUCAUCUCCAACAGACUGAUUGUGUUGAACAUUGACCACGAGGUCGAUUCCGACGAGGCGCGGAUCUUGGCCUUGGGUUACAAACAGGAGUUUCGCCGUGAGUUCUCCGCGCUCUCUGUGUUUGCCGUGUCGUUUUCCGUUUUGGGAUUGCUUCCCUCGGUCGCAGCCACUUUCCAAUACCAACAGGAGGUCAUUGGAACGUCGCCCAUUCCGUGGUUGAUCGCCGUGUUUGGAGUUACCGCGUUGGCGUACUCAAUGGCUGAGAUCGCCUCUGCGUAUCCAACUUCCUCCGGUACUCCCUACGCUGUCGCGCAAUUGGCGCCCAAAAAAUGGGCUCCAUUCUUGACAUGGAUCACUUGUUUCUCGAAUUGGAUGGUGCAAAUUACCGCUGCACCAUCGGUCAACUUUUCUGGCGCUAAGCUUAUACUUGCAAUGGCUGCGUACAACAAUGGCUUCGUAGCCACCAAUGGUCAGGUGUAUGGUGUAGCCACAGCGAUCAUGAUCAUGCACGCCGUCAUAUCUUCCUUGCCAACUAAAUAUUUGUCUCAUUUCAACAACAUGGGAACUGCCAUCAAUAUGGUGUUCUUGGCGAUCGUCUUUGUGAUCAUUUUCGCUUGCAAUGACAGAAUUGGAAUGUACAACGACACUAUUCCCAAGUUCAACACCAACAGCGACGCCUGGCUGCUUACCAACUUGACCGACUUCCCAACUGGUGUGGCCAUGUUGAUUUCUUUCUUGGGUGUUAUUUGGGCAAUGUCUGGAUACGAUGCUCCAUUUCACUUGUCUGAGGAGUGUAGCAAUGCUGCCGUGGCCGCUCCACGUGCCAUUUGUCUCACUGCUACUUUGGGAGGAUCCAUUGGUUUUAUUUUCAUGUUGGCAAUUGCCUACACCAUUGUGAGCAUCCAGGAUGUGAUCGCUGAUCCCUUGCAAUUGGGCCAGCCUUUCGUAGCCUACUUGGCUCAAAUUAUGGACAAAAAAUUUGUUAUGGUUUGUCUGUGUCUCACAAUUGUAUCAUCUUGGUUCAUGGGCUGCUCUUGUAUGUUGGCAGCCUCUCGUGUGACCUUUUCGUACUCAAGAGAUGGCUUGUUUCCAUUCUCCAAGUACUGGAAAAUCGUCGACAAGAGAACACAGACACCCGUCAAUGCUGUCAUUAUCAAUGCAGUGUUGGGUCAAUUAUUCUUGCUUUUGUUGUUUGCUGGAGACACUGCUAUUGGUGCUAUUUUCUCUGUCGGUGGUAUCGCCGCCGUGAUUGCCUUCAUCAUGCCCGUUGUGCUUCGUUUAACAUACUCCAGAAAAACAUUUCAACAAGGGCCAUGGAACACCGGCAUCUUUUCGAUCCCAAUUGCCAUUGUUGCUUGUUGUUUCGUGUUCACAAUGAUUCCAUUCUUGUGUUUCCCAACGAGUAAGGGAUCCAACUUGACCCCUGAUUUGAUGAAUUGGACAGUGGUUGUUUUCUUCGGCCCCAUGUUGUUGUUCAUAAUUUGGUUUGUGGUCGAUGCUCACAAGUGGUACAAGGGUCCAAGACCAAACAUCGACGAGUACAUUGUCUCAGGAGACUAUGAAAACCCAAACAUUACAAAAAUGAAGGAGCUGCUCACACCAAAAGUAUUUGAUUAA
This is a messenger RNA of Australozyma saopauloensis, 1686 nucleotides long. It is a transcript of the gene GPT1, whose product is annotated as Gpt1p. Gene Ontology annotation, biological process: transmembrane transport. Bases 1 to 1686 code for a protein of 561 amino acids. NCBI's taxonomy places the organism in Eukaryota, Fungi, Ascomycota, Pichiomycetes, Serinales, Metschnikowiaceae. The record is from RefSeq and is a predicted model, not a curated record. The transcript has a single exon. Gene Ontology annotation, cellular component: membrane. Gene Ontology annotation, molecular function: transmembrane transporter activity.